This is a messenger RNA of Daktulosphaira vitifoliae (grape phylloxera), 750 nucleotides long. RefSeq lists its product as uncharacterized. The coding region runs from base 165 to 518 and encodes 117 amino acids. The transcript has 4 exons. Lineage: Eukaryota; Metazoa; Arthropoda; Insecta; Hemiptera; Phylloxeridae. The record is from RefSeq and is a predicted model, not a curated record.
AUAUUUCAAACAUCAAAGAUGUCGCCGUACAGUAAUAAUCAUUGUCGGCUAUAUUUUAUGACAAAAAAUGAUAUCGUUCAUCGUUUUUUCACGCCUACACAUUAUAUUAUUUUACUAUAUAACCGGUUUAAUGUUCUGUUCCCUGUCAUAUACUUCUUUAAUUGAUGUAUGAUUUAUACAUGGAUGUUAUGGAGAUGACAAAUGAAGAAUUCUUGUUCAUAUUGAACAACAUCAAAACAGAACCAACUUCUGAAGAUGAUCAAGACUAUUUGAUUGAAAAUGAAAUAUCUUCUUCUUCAGAAGAAGAGAUUGGAGAAGAAGAAAUAGUUUCGAAUACAUUAAUAAAUAAUACAAAGAUAGAAGAGCACUAUAAAUAUGCCAUGAUAAAAAAAAUAUUCUUAAAAGAUGGACGAUAUUAUCCUUACAAGAAGAAACCUAUUGGUGUAGUUCGGGCGUUAAUUAGGUUUAGACCUAAUGGACGCUUUUGGGGUAAACAAAAAAUUCGGAAUUCCGUAUAAGCCUACUUCACAAGGUCAGGUGGAGAGGCAAAAUCAAACAAUUAUAGACAUGAUAUCACAUUACGUUCAGGAUAACAAUAAGUGGGUAGAUUAUUUACCAUACGUUGUAUAUGCCUAUAACACUUCAAUACAUUCGGUUACAAAUUAUACGCCGUUUUAUUUAGUUCAUGGCUAUAAUCCUAAGAGCAUGUUUGAUAUUGCACUAAUUCCCCCUUCCGAUGGGAUCGUUAUC